UAUCACCCCAUUAACUUCUCCCUGCUUAAAGGGUGUAGAAUAUGUCCACCAAAUAAAGUAGAUUGGUUGCAACCAUUUAUGUUGUUUCUUCAAAAAUCUCCUAAAAUAGAAGAUCUUUUCAUCGUCGACAAGACAAACUCGGGCUUCCCACUUCCAUUCAACCCACCGAUUUCUGUUCCAGAAUGUUUGUCAAUCCAUCUCAAGAUCUUUGAGUGGCAAGGAUAUGGAGGACGAAAGGCAGAGAAAGAAGUUGUAAAGUACAUAUUGGCCAACUCUACGUGUCUAAUAACAGCUUACAUCUCCAUUGAAUUAACGCACCGUCGUCAUAGAGGUAGAAAGAAGAACAAGAUGAUGAAAGAGUUAGCAUCUAUGUCAAGGGUUUCAACAUCAUCUCAGCUUAUCUUCCCUACUCAAUCUAGUGAUGAUUGGAGUGAUUUUUCUUUUUUUUUGUGAGAGACUGAUAUUGUUUCAUUUUUUUUUGAUAACCCAGUAUCCAGACCACACAGUGAUCUGACUAGCCCACUGGACCUAAGCCCGCGUCACAGGGAUU
Molecule: messenger RNA, 550 nt
Organism: Arabidopsis lyrata subsp. lyrata
Lineage: Eukaryota; Viridiplantae; Streptophyta; Magnoliopsida; Brassicales; Brassicaceae
Product: F-box/FBD/LRR-repeat protein At4g26340-like
Exons: 2
Coding region: 79-453 (124 amino acids)
Source: RefSeq, a predicted model, not a curated record